This is a messenger RNA of Verticillium dahliae VdLs.17, 723 nucleotides long. RefSeq lists its product as uncharacterized. The transcript has 2 exons. NCBI's taxonomy places the organism in Eukaryota, Fungi, Ascomycota, Sordariomycetes, Glomerellales, Plectosphaerellaceae. The record is from RefSeq and is a predicted model, not a curated record. The coding region runs from base 1 to 723 and encodes 240 amino acids.
AUGACGCCUUCCAUCGCCGCCAGCCUCCCUCCACGCUUCCUCAUGCCGGCAUGGCGUGGUGUUUUCAACGCCAACGUCUCGAGGAACACGGCAGCUGUCUGCCGUCGCCAUGCUUCGACUAAGACGCCAAGCAAGCCCAUUGUGCUCGAGAAACCGGCAAAAUUCAACCCUCCUUCCCACGGAUCUCGACUCCCCAGGAACCAGGGCCCGAAACACUAUGGAGGUGCUAUGAGCGAGGCCGAAAAGGCUGUUCAGAAGAGGAGAGAGUACCCCGGCAUGCUGCCGCCCGAGGGAUCAAGAACACACAAGUUCAUCCACAACCGCAACCUCCACCUCUUCAUCUCCCUUGGCACACUAUCGAUCCUCGCUCUCUCCACCUUCAUCCUCAACUUCAGCCACACGUCACCCUACAAGCACCUCCUCCCCAGGCCGUCCGAGUUCUGGAGCAGCCCCAUCGAUUUCAUCGGCACCUGGAUCCGCGUCCUGCAGCUGCACGAGGUCGACCGCAACGAGAAGGUCAUUGCCCAGCACACCGCCCAUACCGACGACGUUGCUAAGCGAGCCUACUACAGAAAGGUGCACGGUCUUGACAAGAGCAACCCAGUCGCCAACUGGUUCAAGUCGAGCAGCGAGGACGAGGACGAGAGUGCGGCGCCCUCUCGCGGCGCCGAGGCCCUCGCGGCCGAGGCAAUUGCCGCUGCGCACAAGCAGGGCACCAGAUAA